Messenger RNA from Coffea arabica (coffee), 318 nucleotides. The record is from RefSeq and is a predicted model, not a curated record. Lineage: Eukaryota; Viridiplantae; Streptophyta; Magnoliopsida; Gentianales; Rubiaceae.
AUGUGGGAUAAAAAAAAUGCCAAAAAGUCAACAACUCUUAGAUGGGUUGAUGUUGGAGAUGUUGCCUAUGCGCUUAUUAUUGCCUUUGAAAUCCCUUCUGCAAGUGGAAGAUAUUGUCUGGUUGAGAGAUCAGCACAUGCCCCUCAGGUCAUCAAGAUUUUGCGUGGACAUUACCCUACUUAUAAAUUUCUGGAUAAAUUGUCAGACAAUACCAACCUUUUUUAUCCAGCCCACACAAUAUCCAACGAGAAGGCAAAGAAUUUAGGAGUUCAAUUUAUUCCUUUGGAGGCAAUUCAAAGUGGAUUUGAGAAUGUAUGA